AACACUGUACUGACUCACACAAGACCUGGAAAGCUUUUGGUGUGUCCGAUUGGAUUCCACCUAGCUGCUAAAUUAUUUAAAUUUGAAUCAAGCGGAUUUUAGAUACUACAUCCGCAGUGCAAUAGCAUUCACCAGAAAAGGAUCAACAUGACUUCCUACGUAAGGGCCAUGUACGAUUUCAGCGGUGAGCCUGGCUCAUCGGAGUUGUCGAUAAGCACGGGCGAGGUUCUCUCAGUGACUCGCUCCGAUGUGGGUGAAGGCUGGUGGGAGGGCAAAAAUAUUCGUGGUCAGAUUGGUCUGUUUCCCGCUGCCUAUGUGGAGGUGAUGUCAGCCGCCGAAGCCCAACGUCACAAUGCCACCAACAACUCCGUUUCGACGCCAGCAGUUGAAUCCAAUAGUGCACCCCGCUACGAUCAAACGGCUGAUGACGAUGGCAGCAACUGGGACGACGAAGAUGAUUGGAGUGAUGAUAAUGAGACAUAUUCGGAAAUCGGUCCAAGUGGACGGGCAGCUGCUGCUGGUGGUGCUAGCAAGUCGGCUGGCGGUCUGGCACAUUCCUCAAGUGAUUACGACAAUAGGCAUCUACCUGUUGCUCCCAAUGAUGACGCUAUAUCAAUGGCCUCAACAUCAGCGGCCUCGGCUACCAUGAAGAAGGGAAUGUUUGCAAAGAGUUCAGAUUCUUAUAUCUUGGGAUUGUCCGGCAACAACAAGGAGAAGAUUCCCGAAUGUGAAUUGGCCUAUAUAACACAAUUGGAGGAUUCCAUCUAUCAGUGGACACAAAAUCAUUCACCCUAUACGGUGGUUGUGGCCAGUCCCAAAAAGGAAUCCAAAUUCAAAGGAAUGAAGACAUUCAUCGCCUACCAGCUGACGCCUAGUUUUAAUAAUAUAUCGGUGUCGCGUCGCUACAAGCACUUUGAUUGGCUGCACGAACGUUUGGUGGACAAAUUUUGUUUGAUACCCGUGCCACCGCUGCCGGAUAAGCAGAUCUCUGGUCGUUAUGAAGAGCAAUUUGUGGAACAUCGUCGCGUUCAACUUCAGGAAUUCGUCGAUUGGGUAUGCCGUCAUCCGGUUAUCUCGAAAUGUGAGGUUUGGUAUCAUUUCCUCACCUGUACCGAUGAGAAAAUCUGGAAAUCGGGCAAACGAAGGGCUGAACGGGAUCCCUAUAUGGGUGUGAACUACUGCCUGGCCAUUUCACCACCGGACAAGAAUCUAUUGCACUCGAAGGUGGAUGCCCAGCUGGAAAGUGGCUCGCAAUUUAUCCACUCUAUGGAUAUAGCGAUUCGUAAUCUGAACACCAUAUCCAAUGACAUGGCCAAACGCUCUCAAACGCAAAGUAAAAAGGAAUUCCAACGCAUAGGUGAUGGCCUCUCGGACUUGGCCAAAUCCUUAAAUAUUGAUGAAAGACGGGCGCCUACACGCAAUGGUGUGCCCCUUUCGGAUAGUGUGGGACGCAUUGGUGGCAUCUUUAUAGGUAUUGGUCAAAUGUUUGGCGAUCAACCCAAACAUGAUUGGAUACCUUUAUCGGAUCGUCUGCACAUAUAUAGAGGUGUUCUUAAUUGCUUCCCCGACAUUUUCUCCACACAUAAGGGCGCCAUACAGAAGCGCAAAGAUUGUGAACGUUCCACUGCUGAGGGCAAGAUGAACAAUGCUCAGUUGCAGGAUGUCAAUAGACGCACCGAUGUCGUCUCCUAUACGGUGCUAGCCGAGUUAACCCAUUUCAAAACGGAACGCGAUACUCAUCUGAAGCAGACACUCAAAAACUUUAUUGCCGAGCAAAUUAAAUUCUAUCAGGGUGUGGUGGCGAGACUCCAAGAAGCUCAACGACAGAUUGAAUAGGUGAUGGAAUGUAUGUGGGGAAUCUGUCAAUGGCACAAUGGAAACACACACACACACACACACACAAGCAAACACACAGACUCACACAAAUAGCUGAAAACAUUCGCACGGUCGCAUUUCAAAUGCUUUAAAAUGGAACUCUUUCAAUUUUAUGUGGUUUUUAACAAGCA
Drosophila willistoni is the source of this 2006-nucleotide messenger RNA. RefSeq names its product sorting nexin lst-4 (gene SH3PX1). The coding region runs from base 148 to 1836 and encodes 562 amino acids. The transcript is spliced from 3 exons. Gene Ontology annotation, molecular function: protein binding; phosphatidylinositol binding. The record is from RefSeq and is a predicted model, not a curated record. Gene Ontology annotation, biological process: endosomal transport; plasma membrane tubulation; mitotic cell cycle. NCBI's taxonomy places the organism in Eukaryota, Metazoa, Arthropoda, Insecta, Diptera, Drosophilidae. Gene Ontology annotation, cellular component: plasma membrane; cytoplasmic vesicle.